Molecule: messenger RNA, 222 nt
Organism: Postia placenta MAD-698-R-SB12
Lineage: Eukaryota; Fungi; Basidiomycota; Agaricomycetes; Polyporales; Adustoporiaceae
Exons: 1
Source: RefSeq, a predicted model, not a curated record
GCGACCUCCCUCUCUUUUAACGGGAAGGGAUUCGAAUGUUUCCUUUGCCAUCGGGAGUUCGAGGCUCUUAGAGGCCUCAAUGAUCACCUUGCCAGCGCGGUACACGAUGACAAGAUCUACAUGUGUCCCAAGCAAUGGGAGGGAUGUGGUAAAGAAUUCAGCGCCCUCAGUGUUCUCUGUCAUCACGUCGAGAGCCAGAAAUGCGGUAUUCGUAGGUUCAAC